This is a messenger RNA of Osmerus eperlanus (European smelt), 5355 nucleotides long. Its product is annotated as thrombospondin type-1 domain-containing protein 4-like. Gene Ontology annotation, cellular component: extracellular matrix. The record is from RefSeq and is a predicted model, not a curated record. The transcript is spliced from 18 exons. The coding region runs from base 316 to 3273 and encodes 985 amino acids. Gene Ontology annotation, molecular function: metalloendopeptidase activity. NCBI's taxonomy places the organism in Eukaryota, Metazoa, Chordata, Actinopteri, Osmeriformes, Osmeridae. Gene Ontology annotation, biological process: extracellular matrix organization; proteolysis.
GCAGGACGGUCGAGUGGACGGUGUAUAGGAUAACAUCCAUGAUGACCAGUGAGCAGUUUCUGCAGAGGCAGUCAAGAAUGUGGACAUGAACAGAAGUUUUGAUACGGAUUCAUUGUUUCGGUGGGAGUUAAUUUUAACUCAAGGACUUCAAGUUACUUUCGGAUUAUGAGGAUACUUUGUGCGUUUGUUUAUGAAUCUCACGGGGCUGAAGUCUUAAUACCUUUGAGGAGACAUAUUGCACCGCACACUUGAUAAAAAGUAGCAGGUUGACAUACGCAUUUAGUUUUUCAAGAAGCUGGAGAAGCAUUAGGAGCUAUGUGUGGAGUGUGUGUCUGGAGCUUCAGAGUCUCCAUACUCCUGCUCUUUAGGCUAUACACACUGGACUGCCAGCUUGCAACAGACCACAGAAAGGUCCCUCAGAGGGCAGAGACCCGCCAAGGAGCUGUAGCCGGGCAGGGAGCGGUCCAGGGCUCCUGGGGGGCAUGGGGGUCAUGGACCUCCUGCUCACGGACUUGUGGAGGAGGGGUGCAGGAGCAGACACGACCAUGCCUGCCCUCGUACACCCCCUCGGUGGCCUCCUCCUACCCCUCCAGACCCGGGGUCCACCCACAGCACCCGGGGCAUGUGGUGUCCGCCCUGCGUCCCUCCGUUCCCCUGCAUCGUGAGGCAGGGAGACCCCCCAGCUCCAACGGUAGCAGACGAGGGGAGCUUAGGAGUCCACAGAGAGAGAGGGAAGCUCGGCCUGGUCGCAGGAGGGGCAGUGACAGCCAAAUCGUUCCAGGGAGGUAUGGUUAUGGCAGGAUGCCAUAUGUAGUUCCUCUUAAGACGGACACAGGCCAGGCGUCCGAGGGGGCACGCUCACACCGACAAAGACGUGCUCCGCUCCCUGACCCCAACUACCCCACUUCCCGACACACAGGCCACAGGUCCUCCUACUGGCAGCACUACAACAACCCCAACAUCCACAGCCCAGCCCACCAUCAGCCCCCAGCCCCCCAGCCCAGAACCAACCCAGCCUGGGCCCCAUUGUACCAGCCAGGCUCCGCACACCAGCCCCAGCAGCCCCAGAUCCAGGCCGGGCAGGAUCGCUACCCAGCCAGCCAGGCCCCAGCACCCCUGACACCCCCAGAUCGACCCUACAACCCCCUGCCCACCUCCUCCUGCAUUGGGGAGCACAGCCAGUACAGGAUUUGCAACACCAACGCCUGCCCCCCAGCUAGCAGACACAUCCGAGCUGUGCAGUGUUCCUCCUACAACAGCCAGCCAUUCAUGGGGCGCCUGUACGAAUGGGAACCCUUCAACGAAGUUCCUGGAGACCAGCACUGUGAACUCAACUGUCGGGCCAUUGGGUUUCGAUUCUAUGUGCGGCAGUCGGACCGGGUCAUUGACGGGACCCCGUGUGGCCAGAACGACUCAUCCUUGUGUGUGGCGGGGCAGUGCCAGAGCCUGGGCUGUGAUGAGUACCUGGGCCCUGGGAAGGUGAUGGACAAGUGUGGGGUGUGCGGAGGGGACAACACAGCCUGCAAGGUGGUGACAGGUCUCUUCCAGCACAGUCUGUCCAAGGUGGGCUACCACAAGGUGGUGGAGAUACCCGAGGGGGCCACCAAGAUCAACGUAACGGAGAUGAUGAAGAGCAGGAACUACCUGGCUUUGCGUAGUCGUUCCGGUCGUUCCAUCAUCAAUGGGAACUGGGCCAUCGACCGUCCGGGGAAGUACGAGGGCGUGGGCACUAUGUUUACUUACCGACGACCCAAUGAGAUCUCCAGCACUGCCGGAGAGUCCUUCCUGGCUGAGGGGCCCACCAAUGAGAUCCUGGAUGUCUAUGUCAUCUUCCAGCAGCCUAACCCAGGAGUUCAUUAUGAGUACAUCCUGCCCUCUGACAACCCUGUCAGUCCACAGUACCCUGACCACAGGCCUGGAGGCAACACUCUGGAUGGGCAGGGUGGGUACAACCAUCGUAACCCCCACCCUGAGGGCUAUGAACCCACGGGUGGGGGCAGCAGGUACCCGUCUCAAAUCCCUGACAACCAGGUGCCCCUGGCCCCGCCGCCACGACGCCAAAGAGACUACAACUGGAAACUGUCUGGGACAACAGAGUGUAGCGCCUCCUGUGGCCGAGGUAGCAGGCACACCAUCUUCCGCUGCGUCCACAGGCUGAGUCAUGAGCAGGUGUCAGAGAGCCUGUGUGACAGCAGCACCAGGCCCAGCUCGCAGGAGGAACCCUGCAGCCUGCAGCCCUGCCCGGCCUUCUGGGACAUAGGGGAGUGGUCCGAGUGCAGUAAAACCUGUGGUCUGGGCAUGCAGCACAGACAGGUGCUGUGCCGCCAGGUGUACGCCAACCGCACCCUCAACGUCCACACCACCCUCUGCCGCCACCUGGAGAGGCCUGAGACGGCCAGCACCUGCCAGCUGAAAAUCUGCAGUGAGUGGCAGAUACGCAGCGAGUGGAGCACCUGCUCUGUGCCAUGUGGCGUCGGUCAGAGGGCCAGGGAGGUGCGCUGCGUCAGCAACGUGGGGGACUUUGUGGAAGACGAAGAGUGCAACAUGAAGCUGAGGCCCAGUGACGCGGAGAACUGUGACAUGGGGCCCUGCGCCAAGAGCUGGUUCCUCACCGAGUGGGGGAACAGGUGUUCUGCCGAGUGUGGGAUGGGUGUCCGGACGCGAGGUGUGCUGUGCCUGACCAAUCACAUCAGCAGCCUGCCCCUGGAGGGGUGUGGUCACGAGCGUCCGCCCGACUCACAGGUGUGCAACCAGGGUCCAUGUGAGAGUCGCAUUGACUGGUUCACAGGCCCCUGGAGCCAGUGUUCAGCAGAGUGUGGCACAGGCAGCCAGCAGAGGGUGGUGGUGUGUCUGAUGAAGACUGAUGAAGGCCACACCGUCAUGCCCCCCUAUGAAUGUUCCUCGCUGGAUCGGCCCCUGGGGCAGCAGACCUGCCACAUAAAGGCCUGCGGGGCCAAGUGGUACCACACAGACUGGAGCGCUUGCUCAAAGACGUGUGAGGGGGGGUUCCGUGUGCGGGAGGUGCGGUGUCUGUCAGAUGACAUGCAGCCCAGUGAGGACUGUGGGGAGCAGCAGAGACCUGCGGACAGGGAGCAGUGUCACCCAGAGCCCUGCGUGCCUCACAUAGACGAGAACUGCAGAGAUAAGUACUUCAACUGUAACGUGGUGGUCCAGGCUCGCCUGUGUGUGUACGACUACUACAAGACCACGUGCUGUGCCUCCUGCUCACGCGUGGCCCACAGACAGUCCACAUACAGGGGGCGCAACAGCUAACCUUCCCCUCCCGCGGGCCUGCCAUCUCCCGCCUGGGGCAAGCACAGUACCCAGGGAAGGUCCUCCGUCACUGGGUCAUACGCUGACGCAUGGGGGAGGGUGGUGGGGAUAGCCUGGAUCAAGCCUUUUGGUGGAUAUGGUUACAUUGAAGUCCCAUUACUAUAAACUGAAAAAAAUGAACAAGCCUCGGUGACGGCCAUUGAGAAAGGGACUAGCUUGUGAUGGUGGAGAUUUACGGGGCACGAGUGGAGCUUUGAUGGACAUCAAACAGAAGAAUCUGGAACCACUUUAUGGACGGUAACCGGAACCGUCCAAUAAAAAUGAUCCGUCUCUUCUCCUUGUUUAUGGAAGAGCAGUUUGUGGCUGUCACUCACCUGCCCUGUGACCUAAAGACAAGGAGGGAGGCUUCAGUGUCUGGGGCUUGUAGUCCCAGCCACUGCUGGCCUGUGGAUCACAGGCAGUCCAAACAGAACACAUUUCAAACAUUGUGUUUGAGAAAAUGUAUAGACUGUACACACAUUCUAAUAAGCUUUUUUUAAUUCUAAAACAGCCACAUAUUUAUGGUAUGAUGAUUAAUAAAUCCAUGUAGUAUGAAGUUGCCCUUGCUCUUGAAUCACCACUUACUAUAUAGCAUGUGUCAGGAAGGCUGCAUCAGUUGCCUUCAUCACAUAAACCCUUAAGUUGACCAAAGAUGAGUCAUAUCCUCACACAACUCAGUAUUUCCUUAAAAGUCUCUUUACUACUCUAUACUCUUUACAAAUGUCAGACAACAAUGCUCUCCUCUAAGAUCGAGCUGUCCCUAUCAUCUGUUUUGCAGCAAUGCCUUCUGGGUAUUUCGUAGAUAUGAAUGAAUGAAUGGAUGGAUGGAUGACUUUGAGGCUUGUUCAGUAAAUCUGCCCAGUGACUAAAUAGAGAGCCCUCUUUAUUUAUUUGCCAGGAUCCCCCGGGGGUGGGGUCUGUUUUAUGGGCCACCAGUGGCCCUUUUGGCGUCAGGGUUUAAGCAUCCACUGGCCCCUCCACCAAACCGCUACAUGGAUGUAGGCAUUCCAGAGCUCAUUAGAUGGUUAAAACAGAUGGUUUGCUGCAUGCUGAUAAAUUUUUUGAGAAGGGUAGAGAGUACACUCUAGUGAAGACUGGAACAUAUUUUCCAAUAACUGUUAUUUUCACCUAUUUUUUAAGUUGUUUCAAUUCUGUAAUGUUGGUACGUAACAAAUGGUGCAAAUGCAAGGUUCGUUUUUAGGUAUGUAGGCAAUUUUCGUAACAACAAACAUUGCAUCACUUGAUGUGUGAUGGAUGUAAGACUUGUGGAGGGAACUUGAUAUUUCUACAUAGAAUGACCAUUCUGAUUCCAUCCAGUCAAGCACCCUCCAAGUAGUGUUCAGCUUAUCCAUGACAGCUAUGUAUGUCAUUCAAAGUCACAAAGUCUGGUAUGAUCUCAGCCGCCUUAACAAGGUCUAUAAAGUGUAUGUUAUAGUUAAGAAAAUAACCAUAUUGAAUGUGUCAUAAAUGUUACACUAUUAUUUAUCAAAACACACCACACAGAUACAUCUGUUUUUGAAUUACUAAUGCAAAUAAUGCAUCAUUAUUCAUAUUACUUUUGAUGUCUUAUGUUCAGGUUUUGAUUGACAUGCAGUGUUUUUGACAGUAUGAAUAAACCAUUAAUGAUGUUUAUACAAAAUCUGAACAAUGUUUUGUCAAAUGGUUGUCAAAAUGGUGAUGGAAGUUGGCCCCAUUGAGAAAUGUCCAUACCACAAACUGAUAGUUGUAGUUCUAUGUGAAAAGAUUUAUAUAAAUGUUUUCUUGCAAAUCAUCUUUUGUCUCAGAGGUAAGGAAAGUACUCCACCUAGUGGAAACUAGCCGGUUGUUCAUCCAGAAUGUAGAGCUAGACAGCCUAAUGCUAAGGACAGCCAGGCAGGCACGAAGACCAUUACAGCUGAGCAGACUGGCUUACAACCCUGCCUGGGAGGCCCCACAGCCCAGAGAACAAGCCCUGCUGCUGACUACAUACAGAUAAUUACCUCAGGAGGCUCAAGCUGUGGCUAGUGGCUCACUGCAGGUGGAAUGAAGCUCUGUAGAUGACUA